AGCUCAUCAGAAAACCCAAGGAGGAAUACAACUCGAGAAAUUCUGUUCUCUAACUACGACAAAGACGUUAGACCAAAUCAAGGAGGUAGCUAUAUUCGUUUUGUUCAUCAAGAUUAUAGGAGAUUAAAUGUUCCUCUUAAAUUAUUCUACUUGUUUCCCCUUAACAUAAUUGCCACUCAAAAUAUUUUGCUUGUUACAUAUUAAAUGUUAACAGGCCUGUGCAAUAUGAAGAGGGAGUGAAGUGAUUAUUUCAUCCGCCAAUUGUAUGAAGUUGCCAUAGGUGGGAAAACUCCCGAGAAGAGGUAGAAAAAGGUACUAAUGGCCGCCCAAUGGCGAGGCCGGAAACCCUAGGGAAAACACGCGGCUUAUAGGAAAUAAAGCUUCCGUAAAUAAUAUUUAACGAAUUAUCAAAUGAAAUAUAUUUACUCAAGGACAUUGCAUCACUUAUCUAGACUGAAAAGAGGUACUUCUUUCGGAGUGCAGCUUCAAUGGGUAGGCCAUUAUAAGGAGCAACAUAGAGUUCUAAACUGAUGACGUCAUAAAAAUUAAAUUUGGGAAAAUAUAGUAUUUGUCAGGAUUUUCUGAAAGGACAACAUCCAAGAGGCCUACUUGCCAAAAUCAAGCUUUGUGGGGCAAGUUGUCUCUGAGAUAUUAGCCCAGUAAUGCAUUGAUGACUCCAUACAAAUCCUUCUAAAGUUGACUUGGGUCUAAACAUUUGGCAAGUAGGAUUCUUGGAUGUUGUCCUUUUAGAAUAUCCUGACAAAUCCCACAAUUUCACAAAUUUAAUUUUUAUGACAUCAUCACUUUUGAACUCUAUUGUGGUGGUUUUGGGGGCUGGGGCUAAUUGGUCACGUGUUCCUGAUUUAUUCACAUGCCAAACUGAAGAUCUUAACUAGAGACCUUUAGCAUCAGGCAAACCACAAACCACAGUUACGCGUUUGCAGUUUCGCGUUGCCGAGAUUUCAAACUUUAGCAAGGCUUUCAAGAAUACAUAUAGGAAUUGUAAGUUUGCAAGGGAGCCAAGAAGGAAGCAGAACGCUUUAUGAAGCCUGGGCUCCUCAGUCUAAAAGAGAUAAGCAAAAUAAAAUGAAAUUCGCGGAGUGAUACGGACUGAGUUAAGUUAUGGAUUCAGUAACAAGAUAGAAAAAAAAAAAUUAACUCUGGAUUGGAACAGAAUACUUUCUUUUGUUAGUACGGCAGAAAGGAAUAUAAAAUUGAUUUGAACUAGACGUUCAUUGUUUAGGGCCGCCAUGUUGUUUUCAUCAAGUCAAAGUGCAUCAGUUUACAGUCGCCCAAAAAUCAGCAAUAAUUCAUUGAUUCGAGAUCAAAAGUCCAACAAACACAUCGCAAACGGAUAUAAAAAUUUUGAUCAUUCCUUUAAACGCGAGGCUGUAAAAUUUUUUUGUGGCAAAAAACCUUGCCAUAAAUCACUGACCGCUGGAAGCUCUUCCUGCGGUUCAAACGUGAACUGCAAACUGCAAACGUGACCGCAAAGCCGUGGUCACGUGACAUUUUGCGGUUUGCGGUUUGCAGUUUCCCAUGAAAAAACCGGAUGCUAAAGGUCCCUACUGUACCUCUAUACCCCAGAGGGUCUACCUAAUCAUAACUGAACAUGUUUGUGUUACAGUUGCUCCACUCACAGUGGAACUUGAUCUGUACGUUGAAUCAUUUGCUAACAUUGCUGAAGCCAACAUG
Molecule: messenger RNA, 1695 nt
Organism: Porites evermanni
Lineage: Eukaryota; Metazoa; Cnidaria; Anthozoa; Scleractinia; Poritidae
Source: the annotation of a GenBank genome assembly